This is a messenger RNA of Adineta ricciae, 277 nucleotides long. Lineage: Eukaryota; Metazoa; Rotifera; Eurotatoria; Adinetida; Adinetidae. The record is from the annotation of a GenBank genome assembly.
CAGAAGUGAAGCCGCAGCGACAGUCAAGGACUAUGGACGACAUCGAGUUAUUUUCGGUGAUCGUGAAAGUCUUACACCGAAUGAAAAUGAUCUUCAUAUCAAACAACUAUGGAUUGAUAUUUAUAAUGAAAAUUUGAAUAAGGGUGCUGUCCUACCGAAUGGAGUGAUUCUUUGGGAUUGUCCAUGUUUGGGUACACAAGCAAUCGGUCCUUGUUCAAGGCAAUUUCGUGCGGCAUUCAGUUGUUAUCACCGUAGUAAAGAAGAGCCCAAAGGUUAA